Messenger RNA from Bathycoccus prasinos, 2355 nucleotides. RefSeq names its product choline/carnitine/betaine transporter. NCBI's taxonomy places the organism in Eukaryota, Viridiplantae, Chlorophyta, Mamiellophyceae, Mamiellales, Bathycoccaceae. Gene Ontology annotation, biological process: nitrogen compound transport. Gene Ontology annotation, cellular component: plasma membrane. Bases 1 to 2355 code for a protein of 784 amino acids. The record is from RefSeq and is a predicted model, not a curated record. The transcript has 2 exons. Gene Ontology annotation, molecular function: transmembrane transporter activity.
AUGUCGGAUAUGACUGCUGAAAAAGAGAAGAGACACGACGAUUAUUCGCAAGACGAAAACGUCGAACGUCACGUUCGUAAGAACAGAUGGAUUUCCGUCGAUAUCGGAGGAAAACCGUUUCUUCGAUUCAACUGGGUGUCCUCAUUGCUCGCAUCUCUCGUGUUGUGGGGCUUCGUCGCCGCCGUAUUGAUUGACGACGAAAACCAUACCAAUCCGAAACUCCCGACUGAGUUUAGCCGAUGGAAAAAGUGGAUCACGGUCAACUUCUCGUGGAUGUACAUCUUGACCCAAGAUGUUUGGUUCAUAUUUGUGCUCUGGCUUCUGUUUACGAAGUACGCGAACAUCAAGUUGGGCAGAGACGACGAUAAACCUGAAUUUUCAGAUUUCGCCUGGUUUUCCAUGCUUUUCUCCUGCGGAAUCGGGGUAGGCUUCUACUAUUACGGAGUCUCCGAACCAAUCUAUCACUACCGUCAAUCGGCUAAUUUACAAAGUAUUCCAGUGACGAACGAUGAUCAAAAAGCCCAACAAGCUAUUUUUCAAACGCUCUUUCACUGGGGCCUUCACGGCUGGAUUCCUUACAUUGUCGUCGCGUUGACGCUCGGCGUCACCUGCCAUCGACAAGGUUUGCCAAUGACCAUGCGUAACGCCUUUCAUCCGUUGAUUGGUGAUCACACGAGAGGUUUCGCUGGUGAUUUAAUCGACGCUUUGUCCAUUUCUUGCACAACCUUUGGCGUGUGCACGUCCUUAGGUUUGGGCGUCUCUCAAAUCAACUCGGUUCUCGCCCGUUUGGACGGCUCCGUCGAAGUCAACCAAAAGACGCAAACCGGCAUCAUCUGGAUUAUUACCGCAGUCGCGACGAUCUCCGUCCUUCUCGGUCUUAAACGUGGUAUCAAAUCGUUGUCGUUGUUCACUUUCACCAUUGGUCUGGUCUUGCUCGUCUUGGUUACCGUUUGCGACAACACGUGGUUCCUCCUCAACUCCUUCGUCGAGGCGGUUGGCACGUACAUGACGUGGGUGAUCCAAGUUGGCUUCAAGUGCGGCACGUGGACGCAAUUGAACCAAGAAUUCGAUAACGGGUACGAAUACGAAGGUAAAUCCUUGCUUUGGGGCCAAGAUUCCUUGAGCGACAAGCUCUAUGAGGCUACCGGCAUCGAAACGUCCUCUGCUCUCGCCAUCGAGAAGUACGACUCCGGACCGUCGUGGAUGAUGGACGGUUGGACCAUCUUUUACUGGGGCUGGUGGAUCUCCUGGGCGCCGUUCGUCGGCAUGUUUAUCGCAAAAAUCUCCAAAGGUAGAACUGUCGGACAGGUCAUUAAAGGUGCUUUCAUCGCGCCGAUCUUGUUUUCGUUCAUUUUCUUGACCUUCUUUGGUUCUCUCGGUAUCAAAAUGCAACGCGCGGCUGAAAUGGCGUUGGAUGUUACAGUAGACAAGUCCAACUGGAGCAUUGACUGUGCUGCAUCUGGUUACACUGGUGGCGCUCCGUCUUCCGAAGCUGCCAUUGCGCUCGCCGAUAAGGGUUAUUAUUUACUUUCCUGUAGGUCAUCCAACGACCGCAUUCUCGACGUCAUGGCCCCGUACGGCAAAUUGACGACGUUCAUGCACUUGUUGGUGUUAAUCGGUAUCACGUUCUACUUCGUGACUUCGUCUGAUUCUGGUUCCUACGUCGACGAUAUCAUUUCCGCGCAGGGCCACGAGAACCCGCCGUGGAUUCAACGCGUCUACUGGGCCGUUACGGAAGCUGCCACCGCGCAAGCGUUGCUUUCCGCUUCGGACGCGGGAUUGAGCACGAUUCAAGGCGUCUCUAUUGUCGCCGGUUUACCGUACACGAUCGCCAUCUGCUACUGCUGCACGUCGCUUUAUCGCGCAUUGAAACGUGAAAUGAGAGACGAAGAUAUCAUGGCGCAAAGACAUGGUUUCGUCGUGUCUUCCUUGGACAUUCUCGAAUUGUACAGCCCGGAAGGCAUGCCUGCGCAAUCGCCGUCGGCGGGCGAUAGGUUCAAAUCGAACAUCAUCGCCUUGUUCUUCCCAUACAAAGGUCUCAAGACCGCCGCAGUCGCCGCGUACAACGACGAUGUCAUGGGUACAAUCUACGCUGUUGUUGCUACUUGCACGUGGUUCGCCUGGUUUCUCUGCUUGUGCUUAUCUGACAUUGGCGAAGGUACUGCUUCCAUCGCGUGGAUGUUGUUCGUCUUCUUUGUUGCGCAAGUUGCGAUUAUUCGUUACCAGGUCAGAGCGGCGCGAAGCAUCAGAGAUAACUUCUUGAACGACUUGUUCGCUACAUUCGCGAUGUAUCCGAUGGUCAUCUCUCAGAUGGAAUUGGAAGCGCCGUACAUCGAGCAACGCAAGCAAGUAUAA